Messenger RNA from Exaiptasia diaphana, 678 nucleotides. RefSeq lists its product as uncharacterized. Gene Ontology annotation, molecular function: catalytic activity. Bases 1 to 678 code for a protein of 225 amino acids. The record is from RefSeq and is a predicted model, not a curated record. NCBI's taxonomy places the organism in Eukaryota, Metazoa, Cnidaria, Anthozoa, Actiniaria, Aiptasiidae. The transcript has a single exon.
AUGUCAUUAGCUCCUAAAAUUGACGAAGUAAGAUCGGUUGUACAAGAUGAAAAUGUGGACCUUGUUUGUGUUACUGAGACGUGGCUUCGGGAGCACAUUGAGAAUAACAUCAUCAAUAUUUCUGGAUACAAUAUCAUCCGGAGAAACAGAGUGGAAAGUCAGCAUGGAGGGGUUUGCAUUUACGUACGAAAUUCCAUCCAUUUCACCGUUUUAGACACCAUAAUGGACCAAAACUUUGAAGUUUUGUGGAUCAAACUUCGUCCUAACCAACUCCCAAGAGGCAUAUCUAGCAUCAUAAUCGGCAUUGUUUACCACCCGCAAAGUGCUAACGACCAAAUGAUGAAAACUUAUUUGUACGAUUCUCUUUCAAACAUCGAAGCWCAAUACCCUGAUAGUGGAAUUAUCGUCUUGGGUGAUUUUAACCAACUAAACAUCGCUCGACUCAAGUACAGCUUUUCUGUAAAACAGAUUGUUCCAUUCCCCACGCGAGGAAAAAACAAGUUGGAUCUCAUCCUUACUAAUCUCAGUUUACUGUAUGACACUCCGAUGAAGUUCCCUUUUUUGGCCUAUCAGACCAUGAUAGCGUCGUCGUUCAACCACUUCUCCGUCAAGAAAUCUCAAAGUGUAAAAUAUCUGUUAAGUUCAGAGAUCUUAGACCAACCAAACGACUGGCGAUGA